Messenger RNA from Megalobrama amblycephala (Wuchang bream), 2269 nucleotides. RefSeq names its product E3 ubiquitin-protein ligase TRIM35-like. The coding region runs from base 724 to 2139 and encodes 471 amino acids. The transcript is spliced from 6 exons. The record is from RefSeq and is a predicted model, not a curated record. Lineage: Eukaryota; Metazoa; Chordata; Actinopteri; Cypriniformes; Xenocyprididae. Gene Ontology annotation, molecular function: zinc ion binding; protein binding.
UUGCCUGUGAUUUCGGGCAUUUGUCGGCGAGCCAAAAUCGGGGCUAAAAUCGUGCAGUCUGAACUCGGCUUUAUGGAUUGUUGGGUAGUUAGGCCCACUGGCCAUAAAGUCAAGUGACUGACUGAUACGCAAAGCUCUUCUUUAUUGCGCGGUAAAGUUAGUUUCAGGUUCCAUAUUCGCUGCAUAUUCGCCUAUAGGCUGCUUAAGGAACCGUCUGCAAAUUCCACUCAGUGCAAAAACAUAAACAAAGUGAUUUUUUUUUUUUUUUUUUUUUUUACAAUGUUAGCCUAUAGUAAAUGGCUGGUGUGCAGUCUGACUUUCUAUAUAUAUGUGCUUUUGCCAAUAUCUCACUAUACGCGUACAGUACUCAAUUAUUUUAGGGGAAAAUUGCAGGAAUUCACCUAAAUGUUAUUUUCACAUUCCAGUUGCUGUAGUACACCAGACAAUACACUGUACAUGUAAAGUGGCCUAUAGCCUAAUAUUAUUUUUAGAAAAAAAAAAAAAAAAAAACGAAUUCACCCGCGUAACCUAAUUCACAAAAGUUUUUUUUUUUUUUUCACGUUUCAAAGGUUGAAAUAGGUCUAAAUUACUAACCAGACUAUACCGCUAACAGAAAGCGAAAGUGUAGGCUACAGUGCAACUCAUUCUGACAGAAAACGAAAACGAAAUGUUUUUUGCGUGUUCAUGCGAUUCAGCGUCAUUGACUAGCGCAAACUGGCAGAGAUGGCGUCGAAACGUCCCUUUUCUGAAGAGGAUUUUAUGUGCCCUGUUUGUUAUGACAUUUUCAAAGAUCCUGUGUUGCUUGGGUGCGGUCACAGUCUGUGCAGAGACUGUACCCAGCAGUACUGGGCGGCCAAAGGUUCAAGAGAAUGUCCGCUGUGCAGAAAAAGAUCCACAAAGAACCCUCCCGUUAACCUGGCUCUGAAAAACUUAUGCCAAACUUUCCUGGAUUACCGGGGUCCUUCAGAGGAGCUGUGUGAGGUUCACCGGGAGAGGUUGAGUCUGUUCUGUCUGCAUGAUGAACAGCUCGUGUGUGUGCUUUGCAGAGAGUCACACGAACACAAAACACACACGUGCCGUCCUGUCGGUGAGAUCGCUGAAGAACGUAAGAGACCUUUUCGAAGUGAACUUAAUUUUUUGACUAGAAAAAUUAAGAUGAUAGAACAUGCCAAAUUUGAAUGCAAUCACCAGGCUGAGCAUAUAUGUCACCAGGCCUGGCACACAGCGAAUGUCAUCAAGAAGGACUUUAAGCAUCUUCAUCAGCUUCUGUAUGUUGAAGAAAAAGCCAUGCUUGCUGCACUGAACGAGGAAAAAACACAGAAAACACAGCUCAUGAAAGACACAAUUGAGAAGAUGAAUGAUGAAAUAUUAUCUCUGUCCAGACUGAUGACAAAAUUGAGAGGUCAUUUGGAUAGUGGGGACAUCCAGUUCCUUCAGAAAUUCAAGGAUGUGAUGAAGAGAGCCCAGGACAUGAACAAGGAUCCAGAUCCAGUUCAAGGAGGACUUAUUGAUACCGCACAAUACCUGGGCAAUUUGAAGUUCACGGUGUGGUCAAAAAUAAGACAGUCUGUCAGUUACUCUCCUGUGGUGCUCGAUCCCAACACCGCUAACUCUCAACUUAUACUGUCUGAAGAUCUGACAAGCUUGAGGAACGAAGAUGAGCUUGAAGAGGAAGACGUGGCUGGCGUGCAGAGGAAGAAGCUUCCCUCUAACCCGGAGAGAUUUGAUAAGUUUCCCUGUGUUCUGGGCUCUGUGGGCUAUUCCUCAGGGACACACAUUUGGGAUGUGGAUGUGGGAGACAGCACUUUCUGGAUGCUGGGAGUCACUACAGAGUCUGUCCAGAGAAAAGGAACCACCAGUUUGCCCAGCGGGGUCUGGUGCAUUGGCUAUGACAGCGACACGCUCAGUCUGAAGGCUCCUCAGGAGUCAUGCAUCCCUUUGCCUGCGUGUGAGAAACCGAAGCGAGUGAGAGUGAAGCUAGAUUUGGAUGAAGGACACCUUUCAUUCUCAGAUCCUCUCAGCAAUACACUCUAUCACACAUUCAUGACCAAUUUCACGGAGAAGGUCUUUCCAUUCCUCUGCAGUCUGUGCAGCUUCUCUCCUCUGAGGAUUGUGCCUGUGGUCAAGCCCUGUAAUUAAAAGAGAUAUAGGGCCCUAUAAUACACCCGGCGCAAUGCGACGCAAGGCGCAGCGCAAGUGUGUUUGCUAGUUUGCGUCCGGCGCUGUUCGCGUUUUCCCGUUCAGCGCCACGUCCUUAAAUUAGUAAAUG